AGCGGACGGGGAACAAAAGCCGCUCGAAGAGUUGGAGAACAGGCAGGAGAGCUGCUGCAUGUGAGCUCCACACCGCAGGGUAAAGAUCCCAGACUGAGUGCGGAGGCGAAACUCCUGGGAGGCGGAUGAAGAAACAGCUUUUGCUUCGCUUCACUUACAGAGGACUCGUGAGAAAAGGGAAAAAGAGUAAAAGAAGAAAAUGGCCAGUUUUAACUUACGCAAAGCGGAGCCCAAAGACGUGCCUGACAUACUGCGACUCAUAAAGGAACUGGCCAGAUACGAGGAAAUGGAAGACCAAGUAAAGUUGACUGAGAAAGAUCUGCUUGAGGAUGGGUUUGGAGAUCACCCCUUCUACCACUGUGUUGUGGCAGAAGUCCCCACCGAGCAUCAGAAAGCCGAGGGUUAUUCUGUGAUUGGCUUUGCCAUGUACUACUUCACAUAUGACCCAUGGAUUGGAAAGCUGCUCUAUCUUGAGGACUUCUUUGUGAUGAAAGAAUACAGGGGUUUUGGAAUUGGGUCUGAAAUCCUAAAAAAGCUCAGUGAAACAGCAGUGAAGACUCGCUGCAGCAGCAUGCACUUCAUUGUGGCCGAGUCCAACCAAGCUUCCAUCAACUUCUACAAGCGACGUGGGGCCUUGGACCUGUCUCUGGAGGAGGGCUGGCGUCUCUUCAGGAUCGACAAGCAGAAUCUUCUUAAGCUGUCUGCCGAGGAGUGAGCUGGCCCAGUACACUGGAGUCCACGGAGGGGCUGAGGGGACAUGACAUACCCACGUGUCUCAGUCCAAAACAUUUGCAUUUACCAAACUAAUGAUCAACUAGUACAGUAAUUGAAGUAUAGCUAGCACUUUGAAUUUGACUGAAUAUAAUCUUAUUGUAUUUUGUAGUGCUCUAAUUAUCUACUUAAUUACUAUCUCUUGUCAGCAAAUGUAUGUUUUAAACAUUAAAAAAGGGUGGAAAAAAGACA
This is a messenger RNA of Pygocentrus nattereri (red-bellied piranha), 963 nucleotides long. RefSeq names its product spermidine/spermine N1-acetyltransferase 1b (gene sat1b). The record is from RefSeq and is a predicted model, not a curated record. The transcript has 6 exons. NCBI's taxonomy places the organism in Eukaryota, Metazoa, Chordata, Actinopteri, Characiformes, Serrasalmidae. The coding region runs from base 200 to 715 and encodes 171 amino acids. Gene Ontology annotation, molecular function: N-acetyltransferase activity.